Colossoma macropomum (tambaqui) is the source of this 3489-nucleotide messenger RNA. Its product is annotated as transmembrane protein 132C. Bases 1 to 3174 code for a protein of 1057 amino acids. The transcript is spliced from 9 exons. NCBI's taxonomy places the organism in Eukaryota, Metazoa, Chordata, Actinopteri, Characiformes, Serrasalmidae. The record is from RefSeq and is a predicted model, not a curated record.
AUGGAUGGCAGACUGCUGCUGGAGGGCCUGCAGAGGUUUGGCGCUGUGCCUACGUACCUGCCCGUCCAGUACCAGGUUCUGAACGCUGAGCUGGCCUUCUUCCUCAAGGAGGCUAACCAGGAUAUCAUGAGGAACUCCAGCCUCCAGGCCCGAACUGAGCUCUUCUUCAUCCAGCAGGCCAGGAGGAUGCCUGUAGUCAAUGCUAGCUAUGGACCACUCUCAGUGCAGCAGCCUGUGCCCAUGGAGCUCCUCGGACCAGGUCAGUUCAGCAACCCAUCUUCAUCUUCUUCAUCAUCGUCAUCAUCUUCUCAGCUCUUUACGUUCAACUGGAAGGUUCAGACAUUCAUCAUAAGCGAACGCAUUCACCCAAACUGGCCCAAAGUACAGGUCCUGUUCUACGUGGUGGGCCGAGACUGGGACGACUACAGCACCGUGGACAGGCUGCCCUGUGUCCGAAUGUUUGCUUUCCAUGAGACCCAGGAGGUCCGAGGAACAUGCCGCUUGAAAGGCGAUCUAGGGCUGUGUGUCGCUGAACUGGAGCCAUUGCCCAGCUGGUUCAGCCCACCUAGUGUGGUACCUGGUAGACAAAGAGCUCCGGAGCAGGCUGAGGGCACCCCUGUGGAACUCUACUACAUGGUACAGUCCACAGACACUGGCGACUGCAACUCUGAGGACUCCCGCAAGGCCGGCUCCAUCCACACCGAGCAGCAGGGGCCAGCAGGGUACUUUUCAGGCCCCACACCCAUGCGCAGGAUCGGCAGCGUGCGACUGUUCCAGCCAUUCUCUGAGCUACGACUGGACAGCAACUUUGUGGUAAUGGUGCCCUCCAGGCCUAUCAAGCAGAGGGAGACAGUAUCAGCUUUCCUGGCUGCUUCAACGCUUUCCUCUGUGGAGAUCUUCACUCUCAGGGUGAAGCUGAAAGACGGCGUGGCCUUUUUAGGAGCGAGAGUCAGCAAUCCUGCCCAGUGGACGGUCAGUCAGGACGUGAGAAGUGAAGGCCACAGAGUGGUCACACUGCACUGCCGGAGAAAGGAUGGCAGCUUUGCGCAGAGGAUGGAUGUGGGAUUCCAGAAGGUUUUGCAGGUGGAUUUGGAGGUGAAUGGCUUGCUGGACCCUCUGGGCACUCGAUCGGUCACCUGGCAGGUGGAGUACCCCAUGACCCGCACUCUGUCUGAGGAGAUCUACACACUCAUCCGCCUUGCUCCUCAUGACCUUGGGGGCAUCGUACCACUGGCCAUGGAGACAGAAAUCCUCAACACUGCCGUGCUCACGGGGAGAACUGUCGCCAUACCGGUGAAGGUGGUUACUGUAGGAACGGACGGGGCUGUGACCGAUGUGACCGAGUCAGUGGAGUGCCGAUCGACUGAUGAGGACGUUGUUAAGGUGUCGGAGAGGUGUGAUUACGUGUAUGUGAAUGGGAAGGAGACGAGAGGCAGGGUGAAGAUGAAUGUGAACUUCACCUACAGCUACCUGAGUGCUCAGCUGGAGGUCAGCGUGUGGAUGCCCCACUUGCCCCUGCAGAUCGACAUGUCCGACCCAGAGCUCAGCCAGAUCAAGGGCUGGAGGGUGCCCGUCACCACCAGCAACCAGAGAUAUUUCAAGCUCGUGGAAGAUAAUGAAGAUGAGGGGUCCAAAAGGGAUCGUGGCUGUGGUCCACAGUACCAGAGCACCACUGUGCGUGUCCUCACAUACUUUGAGGCAGAGCCAGAAGAAUGGCGGGGCCAGCCAGACUUUUUACUGGGCAGUGAUUGGCAGGUGGACGUAACAGAGCUUGUACGGGAAUCAAUGAGAGUGGACGACACACGUGUGGCCAGUCUGCUGGAUGGUCAAGUGCUGAUGGGCCUAAACACAGGGACUGCCAAAGUCCAGGUGAUGUCUCCUCUUUCGGACGCGGUGCUGGCUGAGAGGAUGGUGCGGGUGCUGGAUGAUAAAGUGAGCAUCACGGAGCUGGGAGUGCAGCUGGUCUCGGGCCUCUCGCUGAACCUCCAGCUCAGUCCAGGCAGCAACAGGGCCAUCGCAGCUACCACCACCACUCAGGACACCAUGCACAAUGCCAAACAGGAGUCUCUGAUCAGUGCUUGGCUGCAGUUCAGUGACGGCUCCAUGACCCCUCUGGACCUCUAUGACCCGGCGCACUUUGUGCUGACGGCCACCUCACUGGAUGAGCGAGUCGUUUCGGUUCAGAGGGACUCAUGGUGGAAGUGGCCGGUGGUGGUUGUGCGGGGCGAGGGCCAGGGCCUGCUGGUGCGGGUGGAGAUGUAUGGCGCUGAAUCCUGCCAGACCAAGACCAAGCGUCGUGCUGUUCUGGCUGCGGGCAACGCUAACAUCCGCGUCAAAUUUGGCCGCAGCGAGGAGGGCGAGAACAGAGCUGGUGACCGGAGGCACAGGCCCAAUGCACCAUAUUAUGGAGGCUCCAUCUCAGACAUGGAGGCUGGGAUUGUGAACAGGGGAGCCACCACCAUCAAGACAGCCGCUCCUGGAAGGCCCGGUGGUGACAGGCAUGCAGCUAGGGAAGUUCCUGCGGACUUUUCGGACUUUCCUGCCCAGGCUGACCUGCCACAUGGCCGGAGCACAGAGGAGGACCUGCUGCAGGCACGCCGCGGCCUCACGGACUUGGAGAUCGGCAUGUAUGCCCUGCUUGGGGUCUUCUGCCUGGCGAUUCUGGUGUUCCUCAUCAACUGCGUCUCCUAUGCCCUCAAGUACCGCAACAAGCAGCUGCCUUUGGAGGGCCAAGAGACCAUGGCCCACCACGCACAUGACUGGGUGUGGCUGGGGCACGAGGGCGAGCUGCUGGAGGGUCACGCCGGCCUGUGUCUGCAGCAGGAGGAGCCAGGAGGCACCAUGGACUCUGGUCUGGGCCUGGAGGAGGGCAGCCAGCUCCUCAAUGGCCUUUCAGCCCAGAAGAGCAUGCACAGGUCAGCCUCAGAGUCAGGCUGUUCGGGCAGGGAGCACAAAAGCGAUCCCCUGAACUCGCCCACCACCAAGAGGAAACGGGUGAAGUUCACCACCUUCAGCCACAGCAAGCCCAGCAACGGCUGCCCCUCCAUCAGCCCGCUGGUCAUCGGGCAGAACGACAUCAAGUGGGUCUGCCCAGACAUCGAGCUCGGGGACUCCAAAGAGCUCCGAAACUACAUGGAGAGGCUAAACGAGAAUGCUACUAAAAACAUUGCGUAGUGGGAUUUGCACUCGUUUUGUUGAUUUCUGGACAAAGUGUAGCUCACCCAUAUGCCUUCAGGGUAAGGAGCUGGGGUUCAGACCGGCUCCGCCGCUUUCAGACAGGCUCGCAUCUCACCAUGAAAAGGCAGGCCAUUCAUCUGGUCUUGUUUCCAUGGCAACUGUCAUAAGGGUUCAUCAUCAGGAAUGAAGGAAAACAGGGACGGCCGUGAAACUGCGGUGAAUAUAUCAUCAACUUGGAGUAUGAGGAACGUAUUUGUUUUGUUGUCUAUUUUUAAUUCCUUUCAUUAACAGGAGUUAGUUUCAUUUAAUAAU